AUGGCGGCGUACAACAACACCUCGGCUUCUGAUCGGCAGCUACGGCGGCGAGGAGGGAAACCGAAUGUUGUGUCUCUGCGUAUGAGUUGUCGAAGUAGUAGUAGUCAUCUUCUUUCCCGAGAUGACCUUUUCACUGUUGUGGACAUCGCUGGACGUGGUGUUCUUCGGGAAGCCGUCGGUGAUCAGAGCCGUUCAUGGAUGAUGACGGGGCUCGUUUGUAUCACUCCUGACGCAGGUUGGUUUGGAAUUUCUGAGACCCGCUGGAUUCCCCUCAACUGGGAGGAAAGAGUUUUUGUUGUGUCAAUUACCUGA
This is a messenger RNA of Linum trigynum, 312 nucleotides long. NCBI's taxonomy places the organism in Eukaryota, Viridiplantae, Streptophyta, Magnoliopsida, Malpighiales, Linaceae. The record is from the annotation of a GenBank genome assembly.